AAGGUUACGUUUUCUGUCACUCACUUCGAUCCCGCGCCUCUUGUUAGCCGCGCUGCUCCGUCAAGAUAUUCGUUCUUUCGAAGUGGUGUACUUGUGGUGUUCAGGACAUUCGCGCGACCGCCUUCCGUGCCCGGUGAACCGAUUUACCAGCAUUCACCCACGGCGAUUCACUGCACGACCAGUAAUCCUCCUACGACAGUAUUUUCGUCAUCCGUCAGAAUGUCUGCAGAAAACGAAAUUACUGAUUCUUCAUCCUCCGGUUCCGAAAUGGAACAGGACACUCCACAUAAGCAUAAAUCUGGUUUUAAAGGAGAAGGUGAUGAUAUAAUGCCGAAUCUUCCACCGAUAAUCAAAAAACGUGUCAAGGCUUUGAAAAAGUUACUUGUAUCACAAACUGAUGUUGAUACAAAAUUUUACACUGAACUUCAUGUUCUUGAAUGUAAAUACCACAAAGAGUAUUUGUCAUAUUAUAAUAAGCGAAGUGAUAUUGUUCAAGGAAACUAUGAGCCUACCGAAGAAGAAUGUGAUUUUCCUUCUGAUGAAGAAGAUGAUGUCAAGGAUCUCUCUACAGAUAUGGAAGGAAAAAUAAAACUUGAGGAAUCUAAAGCUAAUGAUGGUAAAGUGGACAGUACUAGCGACAAAUUGAAAGGCAUUCCAGACUUUUGGCUAACUAUUUUAAAGAACACAAGUCUCAUCAGUGAUAUGAUUCAACUCCAUGAUGAACCUAUUCUUAGUCAUUUGACAGAUAUCAAAGUUUAUCUGUUAGAAGAACCUAUGGGUUUUGCUUUGGAAUUCCAUUUUUCUCCUAAUGAAUGGUUUACCAACACUGUAUUAACUAAGGAAUAUGAAAUGAAAUGUGUACCCGACAAGAGCAAUCCAUUAAGUUUUGAGGGACCUGAAAUUUUCAAGUGUAAAGGCUGCACUAUUCAAUGGAAUAAAGGAAAGAAUGUGACAGUGAAAGUAGUCAAGAAGAAACAAAAGCAUAAGGUUAAGGGUGCUGUUAGAUUCGUUAACAAGACUGUACAAAAUGUAUCAUUCUUCCACUUCUUCAGUCCUCCUACUGUACCAGAUGAUCCAGAAACUGAAGUUGAUGAAGAAAUUGAUAAUUUGUUGACAACAGAUUUUGAAAUUGGCCAUUACAUUCGUGAAAGGAUAAUUCCUAGAGCUGUACUGUACUACACAGGUGAAGCAUUAUUGGAAGAAAAUGAUUUUGAUGAAGAUGAUGAAGAGGAAGAAUCGGAAAAUGACGAUGACGACGAUGAUGAAGAUGAAGAUGAAGGAACUGUUAACGAUCCUGAGUACAAUCCACGCCAAGAUAAACUGAUAAAUAAACAGGUCAACCCAGCUGAAUGCAAACAGCAGUAAAUUGUAAUAGCGUUAAAACCUCAUGUGUACUCAAUACUCGUUUUACAAAUAAAUAAAAAUUAAAAAAAAAACUUCACUCAUAAUAAGUCCACAAGUUUUUGAGAAUAAGCCUUCAUUUAUUGUUAUGUGAUCAGUUGAGUAUGAAAUAUUACGUGUAUUUUAUACAUUUCUUUAACUUUAUACACUAAUAAAACUAUUUUUAUAUUAUCGUAAAUAUAUUUUUUAUUACAAGAAGUUUGUACUAGUAGAAUACAUAUUAUGGGUAUUCAGUUAUAUAUGGCUAAUAUACAUUAUUUUUUUUA
Metopolophium dirhodum (rose-grain aphid) is the source of this 1667-nucleotide messenger RNA. RefSeq names its product nucleosome assembly protein 1-like 1. Bases 220 to 1365 code for a protein of 381 amino acids. NCBI's taxonomy places the organism in Eukaryota, Metazoa, Arthropoda, Insecta, Hemiptera, Aphididae. Gene Ontology annotation, cellular component: nucleus; chromatin. The record is from RefSeq and is a predicted model, not a curated record. Gene Ontology annotation, biological process: nucleosome assembly. Gene Ontology annotation, molecular function: chromatin binding; histone binding. The transcript is spliced from 9 exons.